This is a messenger RNA of Merops nubicus (carmine bee-eater), 1398 nucleotides long. It is a transcript of the gene TENT4B, whose product is annotated as PAP associated domain containing 5. Gene Ontology annotation, molecular function: poly(A) RNA polymerase activity; mRNA binding. Gene Ontology annotation, cellular component: TRAMP complex; nucleolus. Gene Ontology annotation, biological process: RNA 3'-end processing. The coding region runs from base 1 to 1197 and encodes 398 amino acids. The record is from RefSeq and is a predicted model, not a curated record. NCBI's taxonomy places the organism in Eukaryota, Metazoa, Chordata, Aves, Coraciiformes, Meropidae. The transcript has 8 exons.
AUGCGGAAACCUACUGAAGGACCAGUUACCCAAAGCACCUGUUGUGUGUAUGCAUCACAAUAUCCUGACAUCUUUCUUUUUCUCUUUCAGAAAUACCCUGUACUACCCUAUCUAGUUUUAGUGCUGAAACAGUUCCUGUUGCAGAGGGACCUUAAUGAAGUAUUUACAGGUGGAAUCGGUUCUUAUAGUCUCUUUUUAAUGGCUGUCAGUUUCCUUCAGCUGCAUCCCAGGGAAGAUGCCUGUAUGCCCAGUGCCAACUAUGGUGUUCUUUUAAUAGAGUUUUUUGAAUUAUAUGGACGUCACUUCAAUUAUCUGAAGACUGGAAUCCGAAUAAAGGAUGGUGGCUCUUAUGUUGCCAAGGAUGAAGUGCAAAAAAGCAUGCUGGAUGGGUACCGACCAUCAAUGCUGUACAUUGAAGAUCCAUUACAGCCAGGUAAUGAUGUUGGAAGGAGUUCUUAUGGUGCCAUGCAAGUGAAACAGGCUUUUGAUUAUGCCUAUGUUGUUUUGAGCCAUGCAGUUUCCCCAAUAGCUAAAUAUUAUCCUAACAACGAGACGGAAAGUAUAUUGGGUAGAAUAAUUAGAGUAACACAAGAAGUGGCCACAUACAGAGACUGGAUAUCAAAGCAGUGGGGAAUGCAGAGCAGGACAGAAUCUUCAUGUAACGGUAAUGGAGUAACCCUGAUAGUAGAUACUCAGCAACUAGACAAAUGCAACAAUAACCUUGCUGAAGAGAAUGAAGCACUGGGCAAACCUAGAAAUAAAGCUUCAGAAACACUUAGUAAACAUUCUUCAAAUUCUUCAUCAGGCCCUUUAUCAUCCUCAUCAUCUACACUGUCCAGCUCUAGUGAUGUAGAUUCUGAUGGAACACCUUGCAAAACCUCUAAACAAUUGAGUUGUCGUCAGUCUACCACAAACCGAGUGGGGUCACAGGAAGUAUCACUGGAAUCCUCUCAGUCAAGUGGGAAAACACAAAACAGCCAAACAGGCAAUACAUCCAGCAACACGAACAAAUCCCAGCACGGAUCUGCACGGUUAUUCCGCUCUUCUAACAAAGGCUUCCAAGGUCCAACCAACUCAAGCCACGGUACCUCAGUUACAAACAAACAGCAUCAAGGCAGCAAAUCACACCAUCAGUUUUUCCACGGCAAGAAGAGGAAACACAAGAGGGAUGCGGCCCUUUCAGACCUCUGUAGAUAGUUGCCUAUUUUAUGACUGUUCUUCUGUGUGCAAUGAUCUCAUGCUACGGGAUAGUUUGAUAGUGACUCCUUGGAUCUCUUCCGGAGCUUCAGACUGUUCAGACAUUGAUUAGCAACUGCAUUUUUUUUUCCCAGCUCGCCACGGAACGGAUCAUGUUUAAUUAUCACUGCAAAAAAAAAAAACAAAAAAACAAAAAAAAAA